GGAUGAUGUGGCUGUCUCUUAUCCAUGCUCUUGCCCGCCGCUGCCCUUCAUCAGCCCGGCGUCUCUGCAGUCGUUCAAUCAAUCAAUCCCCACCCGUCAUGAAGUCGCGCUGCUCUGCGUUGCUGCUGCUGCUGUUGCUGCUGCUUGCGUUUGUUGAGGUGGAGGCGACCGCGCUUGGGCCUCGGGCCACUUCCAUCCCGCCGCCGCUCGACGUCGCGUACUCGCAGUAUUGGGAUGGCUACGAUGGUCCGUGGUCGUCGUUUACCAUCAGGCUUGGCAGCCGCGACACCAAAGUGCGAGUGUUUCCGUCGACGAGUUCGACUGCUCUUUGGGCUGUAUCGCCCCUUGGUUGCCUAGAAGGCACUUAUCGCCCUGGCAUCCCUUGCAACGCUUCUGGCGACACCUUUGCGCCUGGAUCACGCGGAGGUAUUUUCCAUUAUGAAGCUUCUUCCAGCUGGCAUAACAAUCCCCUGAGUACACCGCCUGAUUGGGCUCUUCACGCUCUUACACAGCCCGAUUAUGAGUCGUCAGCGCCUUGGGGAUAUGACACUGUUAGCAUAGGUGCCUCUGGUGGCCCCACACUGACGAACCAAACAAUCGCUGUUAUAGCCAGCAAAUGGUUUUGGCUCGGAGUGCUCCCCUUGAAUCCACGCCCAACAAACUUCAGCGUCAACGACACCUAUUAUCUGGCACCCAGUCUUUUGCAAGUUUUGAAAGACGAAGGGCACAUCCCCAGUCUAUCAUGGGGCUAUACAGCCGGGGCUAGUUACGACACUGAGAACGGCGUCUUUGGCAGCCUGACUCUCGGUGGAUACGACGCAGGCCGUUUCAGUGAGAACGGGUCAAGGAUCACGGUGCCCUUUCAACAAGACGAAGAAAAAGACCUUACAGUGUCCGUAAAGUCGAUUAAGGUCAGCGGGUCCAGUAGUAUCUCUUUGUCUUCGGAGCCCUUCGACGCAACAAUUGACUCUGCGUUAUCAUACCUCUUUCUGCCCCAAAACGACAUAUGGCUUUGGGAAAAGGCCUUUGACCUUACUCUGGAUCCGGUCUCUAAUUUGUACCUGCUCAACGAGACUGCGUACACGAAAUUGCGGAACGAACAGCAGACCAUCAGCAUCACUCUUGGUGCACCUGGCGAUUCGGACAACCGAAACGAAGUUACCAUCCAAUACCCCAUUGAGAGUUUUUUGCUGAACACCUCGUGGCCGAACAACAUCACAAAUUCAAACGGGUCUUCACGCUACUUCCCGAUCCAGGUGACGGAGGGUACCGCGGCAUGCACUUUGGGGCGCACAUUCCUUCAAGAGGCCUACCUGAUCUAUGAUUACGAGAACCAAGAAUUCACUGUUGGGGCACGCAGUCCGGGGAACCCCAAGCCUGACCUGAAACUUAUAUCCCCUCGCGAAAUCAGCCCUAGUGGACCCACUCAAGGUGACAAUAGCGGCAAAUCGGGACUGUCAGCUGGAGCACUUGCCGGUGCCAUCGUAGGCAGCAUCAUUGGGGGGUUCCUGAUUGCUGCAUUGGUUUUCUGGAUAUACACCCGUAAGCGAGCCGCAGCAAAAAAGUCCAGGCCACUUUCGGUUUCGACAGGGUCUACUACACCUCGGCCACGCGCCGGCUCCCGAAUCAAUUCCUUCUUCCGAAACCCCUUCACCAAGGGCCCCGAGGAGAUUGUACCUGGUAUGAACGAACUCCCACAAGACCCCUCUGCUCCUACGCCGGCGCAAGCAGCUCUCGAGGCUAUCAACCGCGAACACAAACGCCACCUCAGCGAGGAAUUGGAAGGGUCAACCAACAUUAUACAUGAGAUGUUCCAACCGAAGCCGAAACUUGCCGAAAUGGAGGGUGAUGCCCCGCUUGGGUACAUUAGCCCACAUGCACGCUCGUCCAGCGCCGGAAGCCAAGAUGAUAUAGCCGACACUAAUGCCCGAAUGAAAUACAUCUAUGAAAUGGAAGGGUCUUUGACAAGUAGCGCCGACCAUACGCCGCUGCCCAGCCCAAAGGUGCCUGCCUAUCCGAGCCCGAAUGGGCUUGAUGCCGUUGCAAGAAGGCAACAAGAAGACGCCGAGGCAGAUCCAACCAACUCCGAUGAUGUUGAUGCAGCGAGGAGACGAGGAAGCCUAAGGAGCCUCGGCAGUCCAGCGCAUUCUCCGCUAGAAAGAAGGGUGAGCGACUGGAGUCAGACCAGCAACACCAGGAGCCAGAACGGCCCAUUGGCAGACAUCUUGGAAGAGAGAAAUGGAGAUAAUGUUAAUUAUUCAAGGUUGACGGAAGACGCUCGUGGAGACACCAACGAUUCAGAGCCGACGCAAGAGACGUCUGGAGACAUCAACGAUGAUGCACAGUCAACACACGAAAAUCAUGGAGACACCAUCGAUACACAAUCGGCAGAAGAGAGGCGUGGAGAUGCUAAUGAUGGCACGCGACCAACAGAAGAGGGGCACGAAGGCACUGCCAGUGACGCACGAGUGGUUGAAGAAACGCAUAAGGAUACGGAUCACGAUGUACGGCCAAACAGCAAGUCCGAAAAAGAUGAGGACAAAGGAACCACCUAGGUGAAGUGGAAGAUAUUUUGAUUUUCCUGGCUAUGAAUCCGCUCAUUUAUUUAAUGUCUCACGAUGUUUGAUCGUUCAUUUUCUUGGGAUGGUAAUCCAUCAAACACUAAGACAUACAUUUAAUGCAGUUUUGCGAUUGCGAAGUACAUCUUUCAUUCACCUUCUCUGGAGCUCUCACGAACUGGUACCUUACAGACGAAAACAUCUCCGCGCAGCCGCAACCUUCCGUUGAGCCUGAUGCCAAUGCUGACUCCUCAGCCUAGUAAGGCGUGAUACCCAUAAUAAUGGAUUGGCAAUAAGCAUCCUUGGCCUCGUGCUUUCACGUUGUCAAAAAACUAGGACAUGAAAAGUCUGCAC
Molecule: messenger RNA, 2912 nt
Organism: Aplosporella prunicola CBS 121167
Lineage: Eukaryota; Fungi; Ascomycota; Dothideomycetes; Botryosphaeriales; Aplosporellaceae
Exons: 4
Biological process (GO): proteolysis
Molecular function (GO): aspartic-type endopeptidase activity
Source: RefSeq, a predicted model, not a curated record